AUGGUUGAUUGGGCAAGUCAAGAUCGUUUGUAUCCAGGUGGUUAUCGACCAGUUGAUAUUCGAUGUCGACGUAUUAGUGUUGAUUCUUCAUUACCUUAUUCUGUUGCAUUAAAUAAAAGACACAAUUGUCGUUCACAAUCAAAACAAUUAAAAAUAUUUAAUAAUGAGAAUAUUUUUAUUGAAAAACUUUAUGAUGGUCUUUAUUCAGCUAUUGAUUUCUUUAAUAAAACUUCUAAAACAUCUACAAAUGAUAGAAAUCCCAAAUUACUUGCAUCGUAUACUUCAAAUAUAAAUUGGCCUCGUUCAAUAUGUUGUUUAUCUGAAAAAGAUGGAUCAUUAAUAAUAUGUGAACAAGAUCGAUGUCGUCUUCUUCUUUUUACAUCAAAAUUAAUUCUUCGUUCAACUUGUGGUGGAAAACGAGGUAAUGGUCUCUAUGAAUUUGAUUCACCAUGGAGUAUUGCUGAAUUAAUUGAUAAUUCAUCAUCAUCAAAUGUUCUCGUAGCUGAUACAAAUAAUAGACGAAUAAAAUUUUUUUCCAUCGGGUAUAAUGGACAAUUUUUACAUAAACAUUGUUUAGUUACAAAAGAAAAACCUUAUUUCAUUGCAACAAGUAAACGACAUUUUGCUGUAUCAUGUGAAAAAUGUUUUAUUAUUACUUUCUUAACAAAUCAAAGAACUAAAGUAGCAAAUAUUAAUCUCAAAAACAUAUCAUCAAUACAAAAUUCAAGUGAAAUAGCUUAUUGUUUAUGUAUGGAUCCAGAAAAUAGUUUUAUUUUCAUUAGCAAUCCAAUUGCAAAAUCAAGUAUUAUUCAUCAAUUAACAAUAACUGGUCAAUAUCUUCGUUCUAUUAAACUUGAUCGUAAACCAUUUCUUCAUAUAUCUUGUCUUACAUUUGAUUCUCGUAAUCAACAAAUAAUUAUUGGUGAUUCACUUAAUUCAAUUAUUUAUUCAUUAGAACAUGAUUUAGAUGAAGAUAAUGUUGAAAUUUUAUUAAAACGAUCUGAUAAUGUUAACUAUCCACAAGAUUUAUGUAUUAGUAAUGAAGGUCAUUUGAUUGUCGUUGAAUGUAGUGUAUUAACAGACCAUGCAUUAAAAAUGUUUCGAUAUCAUCCAUGUCGAUGUCAUUCACGUUUAACAACAUCUAGCGUUAAAACAAGUGAAACAACAAGUGUUAGAUCAAUUAUUUAUUAA
Molecule: messenger RNA, 1191 nt
Organism: Rotaria sordida
Lineage: Eukaryota; Metazoa; Rotifera; Eurotatoria; Philodinida; Philodinidae
Source: the annotation of a GenBank genome assembly